AUGCCAAACCUUGCUCUUCCCUCGAGGUCCCCGCUACUUGGCUCGCGUAAAGCCCUUCGCGAGCCCAGCCCAGCACCACCUACACCCACACGCAAAAGCUCGGCAUCUCCGCUUCUACCACCGCCACCACCAUCUUCAUCAUCAGCAUCAUCCUCAGCAGCAGCAGCGGCGGCAACUCCGUUAGCAGGUCCUAGCAGUCGUGUUCGCUCACCACCCAAGCCUAUCGCAUCCGGCAAGGAACUUUCCGAGCAGUAUGAGCUUCUCGAAAAGAUCGGCGCCGGCUCCUUCGGUACCGUCUACAAGGCCAUGCACAAAGAGUCUCGCCAAAUUGUAGCCAUCAAACAGGUCGACCUCGAAGAUUCCGACGAUGAUAUUAGCGAAAUUCAACAGGAGAUCGCUCAUCUCGCCCAGUGCGACAGCGAAUGGGUCACGCGCUACUAUGGCAGCUUCGUCAAGGGCUACAAGCUCUGGAUCAUCAUGGAGUAUCUUGCAGGCGGCUCAUGUCUCGAUCUGCUCAAAGCCGGCCCCUUUUCCGAGGCACACAUCGGCAUUAUCUGUCGCGAGCUUCUUCUGGGUCUCGAGUAUCUUCACAACGAGGGCAAGAUCCACCGCGAUAUCAAGGCUGCCAACGUGCUCCUCUCUGCAAGCGGCAAAGUCAAGCUGGCCGACUUUGGUGUUGCCGCACAGCUCUCUAACAACAAAUCCAGGCGCAACACGUUUGUCGGCACGCCGUUCUGGAUGGCGCCCGAAGUCAUCCGUCAAGCCGGUUAUGACUACAAGGCCGAUAUCUGGUCUUUGGGCAUUACCGCUAUCGAGAUGGCCAAGGGCGAACCGCCGCUUGCAGAGUAUCAUCCCAUGCGUGUCCUCUUCCUCAUCCCCAAAGCCAAGAGCCCCACGCUCGACGGCAACUUCUCUUCGGCCUUCAAGGACUUUGUCGACCUCUGCCUCAUCAAGGACCCCAAGCAUCGCCCCAGCACCAAAGAGCUCCUCUCGCACCGCUUCAUCAAGUACGCUAAAAAGACGGUACUUCUCACCGAGCUCAUCGAGAAGCACCAGGAAUACAAGGCACGGGGCGCUACAAGGGGUGGAGCCAUCGUCCGCGACCAUCUGCGCGGCAUCGAUGCCCAAUCCACGAUAGGUGCCGGCACCAUGAUGUCCGAAUGGCAGUUUGACACGAUGCGCUCUCGUAUGUCGGUCUACGAUGAACCCGACGAUGUCCAAGAUGGCGACGGCCUCUCCAGCAGUAUCGACGUGUGGGCCAGAGCCGGCCGCGGUCCCCCUGCCAUGGGUGAGCAACGCGCCGGCUAUGAUACUGUUCGAGGUGGCCGUCCCGCUGGCGAGCUUAUGGAGGCUGUCGACAGUGCCAUGCACACCCCCGUUCGCAACGGCACUCUGCGUGCCAAUGCUGCUGGUGUUCGGGCCGGAGGAGAUCGCGAUGACAUUUCUGAUCUUUCUACCGAGGCCUAUUCGAGCAGCGACGCAUUAAGCCGAUCGUCCAGCACGCCCGCCACCUCAACCGCAUCAGGACCCACCACGCCCUCCGAAAAGGUUCGCGACUCGAUCCACGUCGACGCACUGGCCGCCUCGUUCCGCGGAAUGCAGCCCUCGGAUGCCCCGGCUCGGUACGUUGUAGGUGGUCUGGGCAAGAACGCAGGUGCUGCCUCGUCAGCUUCGUGUCUCGCUCCUCCUUCUGCCAGCGGUCUGGCCGAGAGCAGCGUCGACGUUGCUACCGCCGCAGCAACCAUGGCUUCCGCCCAAGCCGGCUCCACGGCGACUUUGCACAUUCGAUGUGCCCGCGACGGAAAGGCGUCUCCCAGCCACAGCAGGAACAACUCUGCCGCAUCCACUUCGCGUCCAACAGAAUCACGCACGCGGCGAAGCAGCUGGAACGAGCGCAACGACAUCAACGGCACCGUGCUCAAGGAGGCGGAUGUGGCCAAUGGAUUGGAGACGCUGCGGCCCGUACGUCGACUCGACGCAGGUGGAUCGGCACGACUCAGCCAGCAGUACAUUGGCAACUCACGCAGCGACUCUGCCCCCUCGGGGCUGGACAAGCCGGGCCAAGCAAACGCAACCUCGCCUGAGCGCAAGCAGCUGCGACACUCGCGCUCGGCACUGGCGAGUUCCAGCAGUACCGCCCGAGCCCACGCGACGGCGGGCGAGAACCUGGUGCGCGACGUGAUUCUGCCCGUCAUGGAGCGUGCCAAGGAGCAAGAUCUGGACGCAGCCGAGGUGGAAGCACUCAACAUGAUCUCCAAGGGCUUUGAAGAUCUGAGCUUGCUCAAUUCGCGUCUUGCUUAUUCGACGAUUGUGGAUCUGCUGUUGAGCAUGAACGACAACGAGCAGGCGCGCGACAACCUCUCGACAACGUUCAGACAGCGCUUGACGGGUCCGCAGAUCGCCAAGCUGCAGGCGUCGGCGCAGGCUGAGGAGGCACCGCGAUCGCCUAUCGCCGACCUGCUGUAUGGGCGAUGGCUUGAGGGGCUGAGGACAAGGUGGAUGGGCUAUUGA
This is a messenger RNA of Sporisorium graminicola, 2511 nucleotides long. RefSeq lists its product as uncharacterized. Gene Ontology annotation, biological process: protein phosphorylation. The record is from RefSeq and is a predicted model, not a curated record. The coding region runs from base 1 to 2511 and encodes 836 amino acids. Lineage: Eukaryota; Fungi; Basidiomycota; Ustilaginomycetes; Ustilaginales; Ustilaginaceae. The transcript has a single exon. Gene Ontology annotation, molecular function: ATP binding; protein kinase activity.